CAAAAAUAAGAAAUUCACAAAAUUACAUCUUAAAGUGGCAAUUUGGCGGUAAAACAUAUUUCCAUGGCGGCCAUGGCGGUAAAACAUAUUUUAACCACGUGCAGCGCUGUCAUUUCAAAACAUUCCUUGCAGUUGUGUUGUGUUGACUCUUUUAAAGUGUGGCGAAUGCUAUCGAAGGUAUCUGCGCUUUCAGCUGUGAUUGCUUUUGUUGCUGUGUUAAUCUGCAUUUGGAAAUUUGAUGAUUCUGGCAGCGAGGAACGUACAAGCUACAAGUUAGUCCUUGGGAUUUUGUCAGCACGUGACCAUUUCAAGGAAAGACAAGUUAUAAGGGAAACCUGGAUGAAAUUAGUGACUCAAAGUUCUUCCCUUAAAAAUAAGGUACUGGUAAAGUUUGUUUUGGGAGAAAAAGAUUGCGAGAUUCCUCCUGCUUACAGAGCCGAUAUCUAUAGCUGUCAAAAUGAAAAACAUUGGGAGUCAGAUCUAGAGGUACCUUCAAGCAACAGUUUGGCAAUAGAGAGUCUUACCCAAUGUAAUUUUGGAAAAUAUGAAAAAGUUUUCAAGUUGGUGGCUAUAGAUUUUGUUGUCAAACAUACAGUUGUAUUGACUGGUUUAUCGCUCUUUAAGGAAACUGUCAAAUGGUGUGACAAGCAAAGUAUAAGAGUUGAAUUACGUGAUUUAGCAAAGAAUGAGGUGGUUACUUUUUCAGAAUUUCAAAAAAGCGAUUUUGAUUCGAACAGUUGCUUUGUGACCCAGGAUGUGGAAAAUUAUAUUCUUCCAAAAGGUUUUUAUGGAACUAUAGUCGUUUAUUGCCCAGACUCAAGUGGGUGCUAUGGAGUUAUUAAAUCCAGUGGAAUAGAUGAGAUAAUGAACCAUCCAGCUGUAUCUUAUUCUCCUGUAAUCAAGUAUGGAUAUAAUGAUGAAGAUGCUUCGGAUAUGCUCGGUUUUCCAGUAGAAUUGUACGAUCAUAUAAUUCCAGCACUUUUUCAAUUUUAUUUGCAAGAUGGGAAUUCAAUUAAAGCACUAAAAGCUGAAAAGAAAAAACAGUUUGAUGUUUGGAAAGAAAAAAACAGAAAAAUUGACAUUAAAUUAAAAAAGGAAGUUUCACUUCACAAAGAUGUUUUGUUGGUUCCCAAUGUGAGGACUAAACCAACAUUACCAUUGACUGAUGUUUAUCGAAAUUUACCAUUAAAACUACUAGCAUUUUUCAAAUGGACCGCUGAGAAUAUUCACUGUGAAUUUAUUGGGAAAAUAGAUGAUGACAGCUUUGUAGAUAUUAACAACAUUCUACAGGUUAUAAAACGCAGUGGUGUCAAGGAGAACUCGUGGUUUGGAAGUUUUCGUGCAGAUAUCCCUGUCGCUAGAUGGGGCAAGUGGGCCGAGUUGAGUUACACUGCCAAUAUCUAUCCCGCAUUCGCGUACGGUGGUGGUUAUGUUAUCACCUCUGACAUAGCACUGUGGUUGGAAAGAAACGCAAAAAUGCUGCACUCCUACCAAGGAGAAGAUGUUUCAAUGGGAAUAUGGCUUGCAGCUUUGAAGCCGAAACUAUUACCGGACAAAAUGUGGUUUGUCAAUGCCGACUGCAAUCAAUAUAUGCUGGUAUCCAGUCAGCUCAACUCUACAGCUAUCACGUGGAUGUGGGGAAACAAAGAGAAGUGUGGCAACCCUUGUCAAUGCGAUGUUACGUGACCUGUGGCUCUCAGCCACCUCAUAUGAGAAAGUGUUAACGCAAUCAUGAAUACCGAACGUGGCUUCUGUAAUUAUGAGGUCACCAGUAACUAAACCCCCCUGAAUGGGAUUUGUUAUCGUAUUAAUUAAAAGGUUUCGCGGGGGAUGCCCGUUAACCUACGAACAAUACACGAAGUAUUUGCGGACAAAUCAACGUCCAA
Ciona intestinalis (vase tunicate) is the source of this 1886-nucleotide messenger RNA. The record is from RefSeq and is a predicted model, not a curated record. Lineage: Eukaryota; Metazoa; Chordata; Ascidiacea; Phlebobranchia; Cionidae.